Molecule: messenger RNA, 763 nt
Organism: Gossypium raimondii (Peruvian cotton)
Lineage: Eukaryota; Viridiplantae; Streptophyta; Magnoliopsida; Malvales; Malvaceae
Exons: 1
Coding region: 130-480 (116 amino acids)
Source: RefSeq, a predicted model, not a curated record
CACUUAACCCCCCUUUUCCUCUCUGUCUCAAUCCAAGUAAAAAAACAAACCCAAUUUAUAUUUAUUUUCUCCACUGCCGCAACUUCAUCUUCAUCCCUUUCCACACCUCCCCAUUCAUUUUUUUGCUUUAUGGAGGGUUUCAGAUCCAAAUCAUACAGGGAUGGUGAGAUGCAGAUGGAUAGCUACUACUAUCAAGCUAAAGAAGGAGGGCCAAGGAACAUGCAAGACCUCAGAUGCUACAGUGCCAAUUAUGCCAACUCUGUUCAACCACCAAAUCAGCUGGGCAAGGAAAUUAAGAUGAAGAAAAGCAAAAGUACUUUUGGGUCUUCUUCAAAAUCAUGGAGCUUCAAUGAUCCGGAGCUGCAGAGGAAGAAAAGGGUUGCUGGUUACAAGGUUUACGCGGUUGAAGGCAAGAUGAAAGGGUCUCUAAGGAAAAGCUUUAGGUGGAUCAAAGACUAUGUAUUGUAUGGGUGGCGCUGAUUCUCUGCUACAUGUCUCGAUUUUUCUUUUUCUUCUUUGUUGGGACUAUGUCGGUGGAUGGCAACUUUGGGAUAUGCGAAAUUUCCUUGAAUCUGGAAUUUUUCAUAAGCUUUUACAAUAUAUAGAGCAUAAAGUAUACUUUGUAGAAUUUUAAUUAUAGAUUAUCUGAGUACGUAUUUCUCAAAUUAGUGAGAUUUAGGUCCUCAGCGAAAUUGAACAUGUUAAUUCAUUUCCUUAGAUUGCAUUCUAUCUAAAGAGGGUCUUGAUAAUGUGCCAUCGUCAA